GAGGCACCAGGACCCAGCGUCCGACCAAUGACUCACCAUGACUGAGCCUCCCAGAUAUUCCACGAUUUUUUUUUCGCUGUCUUCCUAAUAUGGUUGCGAGCAGGAGGCAUAUUUUCUCAAGUCCCCCCUCUCCUUUCCCGUUCAGUCAAUGGGGAUGGGAUGUGCGAUCCCAGCAGGAGGGGAAAAAGCGCCCUCACUCGUAUUAAAUGGGUGCAUAGCCAGCCAGCAAGACUUCAAUAAAAAUGUGAGACAAAGUGUAGGGGGAGAGAGAUCUGAAUGUUGUUUGCUCUCUCUCCAUCGGAUCUUCUUUCCAGACAGAAACUAUGGAACGUUUCUUCCUCCUCCUGAUAGCUGUUCGCACUGUGACAACAACUUCCCGACCAAUGGACUUCCAUCCUUGCCAGACGAUAGAGGCAGAAGCAUUAUGCCAGAACAGAGACCUUAACAUAAUCCCCACGGGUCUCCCUUUCGACAUAUGGAAACUGGAUUUAUCUGUUAAUCGCAUUAAGAGGUUGACAGUGGAGAAUCUGACUCUGUACAACUCCAUUCAGUACCUGGAUUUACAAUCUAACCACCUGGAGUUUAUCCAACCAGGGACCUUUGCCAGUCUGUCUCACCUGGAGGUGCUUAACCUUGCAAACAAUCUCUUGGAUCUCAGCAAAUAUGGGCUUGGCAGGCUACCAUAUGUGAAAAGGUUGGAGCUGUCUGGUAACAGUUUGUAUACUGACGCCGUUGAGGAUUUUCUGAAAGAGGCGCCCUUUCUCGAAGAGCUGUCCUUGGCGAGGAACAGCAUCACCAAGCUCUCGGACCACACCUUCCGAGGGUCCCCGUCUUUGACCCAUGUAAACCUACAGCACAACAUCAUCAUUGAGAUUGAGUCGGGGGCGUUUCAAUCGCUGGCCAACCUGUCUGUGCUCGAUCUGGCCAUGAACUCCAUACCCUGCAUCUCUGACUUCGACCUCAAGCAACUUCAGGUCUUGAACUUGAGUAAGAACAGCAUUGAACACUUCCUCAUGGCUGAAUCGGAGGAGGAGUACUCCCUGCAGUGGUUGGAUCUCAGUGAUAACAAUUUGCUCUAUUUUCCGGCUUUUCCCAGGAGAAACCGCCUCCAGCACCUUGACCUGUCACGGAAUUCAGUUCAAGGGCUUUCCUUACCACCCUCCCAUCUGGAAGGAACCCUGAAUCGGAAACUGCAAACAAAUGUGACCAAGUCCUCCCUGUCUCUCCACUUGACUGAAUUGGUCUAUUUGGAUCUAAGCUACAAUGAGAUAACCUCCAUCCCAUGGGAAUUCUUCCGAAGCAUGAACUCAUUGAGGUUCCUGAACCUCAGCAGGAACUGCUUGCAUAGUUUCGUCAUCGGUGAAGCCAAUGUGCUGAACUCGCUGGUCAACCUCGACUUGGGUUCCAACGCUUUGCUGAACCUGUCACUGGCCAGGGGCAGCCUCAACCACCUGGACCAUCUGCACCUUCAAGACAACCAACUGCAGAAUCUACCUUCCAAUAUCUUCAGGGGCCUGAACAGGAUUCGGAUCAUUAGCCUUUGUAACAACAAUGUGAACAUUUGUUGGGGCACCCAUUGGCCCAUGGACCAUGAGCAUGGGUGCAUAAUUUUCUCCCAAAUCAAUACACUUAGGUAUUUAUAUCUGCAUAACAACAACAUUAAGUACUUGCCUCCUCAUGCCUUUCAUCAAACUCCACUUGUAGAGCUGGACCUUUCUAUGAAUCCUGGAAUGCAGGUUCAUCCUGAGGCUCUGUCCGAUCUGGAGGCUUCAUUGACCAACCUGUCUUUGAAAGGCAAUAGGCUUCUUUCAUUGGCUGUGAACCUUUCACGUCUUUCCAGUCUCCGGACACUGGACGUGUCGGAGAACCAGUUGACUGAGCUUACCAUCUCCAGCAGGAGCUUGUCGCUAGAAACUGUGGAUCUGCGCAACAACCAGUUCAGCACUUUGCAGCAGACCUCCAUGGAGCUGCUGAAUGGGACCCUCUGCAACCUGCUGCUCUCUGGCAACCCAUUUGACUGUUGCCGGUCCACCGGAAUCCGGUGGCUGACGUGGGUCAACGUGCCAGACAAGUGGUCCGUGCUGUGCCAUUACCAGACCAAAGAUGGAUACUUGCAAGCACAAUUGUUUAGCCCACGGCCCAGUCUCUGCCAAGAGGACACACGAGAUUGGGCGACGUGGAGUCUUUUAUUGAUGAUAUUAAUGAUCGUAGUAUUUCUCACCAUUGUCGUAGCUCUGGGAUGCUGCCUGGCACGAAGGCAGAAGGUCAAAAGGAUGUUCCUUCAUCAUGUAAAAGCCUAGGCAAUGGGCUUUAUCUUUUCUUUGUCAGUGUUUAAAUGAAGUGAAGCGGGGAGAGUAAAUGUUGUAUGUAAUCCAUAUAUCUGGUCAGCACAACCCAAGGUUUUUGUAAAGAAGGCCAAGCAUUUUGCAUUGGCUUCUCUCAUCUUUUAUAAAUUGGCCUUCUCCUCAAAAUAAAGAGGCUCGCGGUACCCAGCAAUUCAUGGAAUUGCUCAGCAAAUUGAUUUCAGACUAGACUGCUGUUCCUACAUCAUAGUGAUAAUAAGAACUGUGGCCUUAAAAGGCAGUGGCCAGGCUAAACCAUGGAUCCACGUUGCUACUUUAAGUUCAGCAGUCUACCCCAACUGCUCACGAUAAAUGGCACAGUUGACCAGGUAGCAUAAUAUGGUGGAAGCAAAUUCGACAGUAAUUUUAGAACGGUCAUAGCAAACAAAGGAAAAGUGUUUACAGAGCUCCAGGGAAAGGGUAGGACUGUAUCACUUGCAUCAAACUUUCAGGUGGCUGUCACAGGCCCAGUGGCCCAAAUGGCCUCUUUUGGUAGUUUCUCAUUUUGCAUAAAACUGGUUCACCCAUCCUCAUUGUUUUUAAAAUCUGUUAGACAGAGCUGUUUUAGAGUUGGUGAUGGGAUUGUAGACUGGGUGAUUUAAUACCAUGACAUAAAGACUAGGGGGUCUGAACUUCAGUCUGUGACAAAUUCUCAAUCGAAAUGUCCAAUUCAAUUGCUGCCAAGGCUUUGUGGGGGUGGAAAAAAAUACAUUUUUUACCAUUAUUCAACAAGCAGGAGAGAAUGGGAUUUGUGGAUUGGGUUAGGCGAAUAGGGACUGUGAAAGUUUUGGAUGUUGUGUAAUAUACUAAUUGGGCCGAAUGGACUUUUUCUCUGCUGUGUAUUCUCUCCCAUUCUGACUCUUUUUGGAAGUGUCACUGUUGAUAACAGCCAGCUGUGAUACCACCCCAUUAUCAAAUUGCCAACUCAUUCCUGACACCUAGGAUCCUUUGGUAGUGCCCAGAUUCCCAAUUUUCAGCCAAUUCGAUUCACUCCAUGUGAUAGCAUGAAACAGCUGAAGCCACUGCAAAGUAAAUGGGAAUGAAGAGAAUUCCAGCAAUAGUACUGAAGACUUGUUUUCCAGAACAUGCUGCACCCCUAGCCAAGCUGGCACAUAUCCAACAAUGUGGAAAAUUGUCUAGGUGUGUCCUGUCCACAAAAAGCAGGAUGAAUCCAAGUCGUUUACUAAAGCAUCGCCAUUACCAGUUACUCUCAAUCAUUAGUAAAAUGAUGGAAGGUGUCAUUUACAGUGCUAUAAAGUGACCAGAAUUCCUAAUGAUAGUGCCCUUGGCCAAGCGUCUUCAGCUGUUUCAUCAAUGACCUUCUCUCUCCAUCAUAAGGUCAGAAAUGGGAUAUUUGCUGAUGGCCUAAUGCUCAGCACCAUUUGCAACUGCUUAGAUAUUGAAGCAGUCCGUGUUCAAUUGCAGCAAGAUCUGGACAAUACCCAGGCUUGGGCUGACAAGUGGCAAUCACACCGUACACAUGCCAGGCAGUGACUGUCUGCGAUAAGAGACAAUCUAACCAUUGUAUCUUGACGUUAAUGGCAUUACCAUCACUGAAUGUCCACUAUCAACAUAUUGGGGAUUACAAUGAACCAGAAACUGAACUGGACAAGUCAUAUAAAUACAACCAACUUGGUUCCUGACCCCCCAAAGCCAGCCCACCAAGUACCAGGAGCAAGUCAGAGUGUGAUGGAACACUCCCCACUUGUCUGGAUGGGCACAGCCCCAAAAAACACUUAAAAAACUUGACACCAACCAGGGCAAAGCAGCCCACUUGAUUGGCCCACCACCUCCAGUGUUCACUUCCUUCACCACCAUCUUUACACACUUUCAGCAGUAUGUACCACAUACAAGAUGCACUGCGGUGACUCACUGAGGCUCCUUUGACAGGACCUUCUAAACCUAUGACCUCACACAACGGGAGCAGAUACAUGGGAGCAGUACCAGCAAGUUCCCUCCCAAAAACGGAAAGCAAGUGCAGUGAGUGAGGAACCAGAAGAACACACACAGAUUGUGAAACUGAGAAAUCCUCUGGACAUUUGUGGAGUGAUACUUGGGGAAUACGCUGGAUUAUCAUUAGAAUAAAUUCAUAAACAAAUAUCCUCCAGACAAUUUUACCAAUUCAUCUUUUAAGACCACCCUUGACAGGACAACAUUGGUGUGUAUCUUCAUCACAUUUGACCAACAGAAGGCCGAGGCUUCAGAGGUCAGACAGCAGUCAAUAUAGAGACAGAAAUCGGAGAGGGGGACUAGCUGGGAUGCCCUUGCUUGUGACGGUGGGAGACUAGGAAGAUGGCCAACAGUCAAAGGAGAUACCGAAUCUCAUCCAGACGCAGCAGGAACAAGUGAUGAUCGUGUUUCUAUAUUUGCAGCAGAAAAUAUUUUGGGCAAAAGCAUUGGUUAAAGCCAAACAGCUCCAGACGGUCGGAAAAAUAUGGAAGGAAAAACAGACCAAAUGAAUACUGCACUCAACAAAUAAUCUAUUGAGUUAAUUAUUAUACACUUAAUUAUUUUUCCGAAUGGGAGUUCAUUAAAAAAUACACCACUCAGCUGACGUAAAUAUUGAAACAAAGUCCCUGUGGAUUGAAACAGGCUCAUUGUGGUGAAUCAGAUUCAAAGGACAAGCAAUUCUAUGGAAAGGAGCAGCACUGCGCUGAUAUAAUGGAUUUUUUUCCGCUGGCAGAUCCAGGAAAGCUAUUUCUAGUGUGUUUUAAAGAUAGCCGAGUCUGAGGUCACACGACAACAGGUUAUGAUCCAACAGGUUUAUUUGAAAUCACAAGCUUUCGGAGCACUUGUGAUUUCAAAUAAACCUGUUGAACUAUAAUCUGGUGUCAUGUGACUUCUGACCUUGUCCACCCCACUCCAACGCCAGCACCUCCACAUCCAAAUGAGAGGCAGUAGGCACAGGGUGAUGAUAGAGGGAUGUUUCCAUAACUAGAAGUCUAUGGGGUUCCAUAGGGCUUAGGGCUGGGGCCCUUGCUGUUUGUGGCAUAAUUAAUAUUAAGAUGUGACAGUAUAAUCAAAGUGUUUGUGGAUCACAUGAAUACUGGUAGGAUGGUAGAUCAUGAGAAGGAUAGCUGUAGACUGAAGGAUGGUAUUAACGGACUGGUCAGGUGGACAGAGCAGCAGCAAAUGGAAUUCAGCCAGGAAAAUGAGAAGUAACGUAAUUGCAAAGGGCUAAUGCAGCAAUGAAUGGUAGGGCCUUGGAAAGUAAUGGCAUUCAGAGACAAAAUGGUCUAAGUAUCCAGAAAUCCCAGAAGGUAGCAGGGCAGGUAGAUAAGGUGGAUAAGAAGGCAUAUGGGAUAUUAGAUUCCUUACAAUGUGGAAACAGGCCCUUCGGCCCAAUAAGUGCAGACCGCCCCUUGAGGCAUCCCAUCCAGAUUCAUUCCCCUAUCACCCACAAACCCCUGAACACUACAGGCAAUUUUGCAUGGCAGAUCCACCUGGCCUGCACAUCUUUGGACUGUGGGAGGAAACUGGAGCACCUGGAGGAAACCCACGCAGACACGGGGAGAAUGUGCAAACUCUGCACAGACAGUCACCCGAGGCUGGAAUCGAACCUGGGUCCCUGGCGCUGUGAGGCUGCAGUGCGAACCACUGAGCCACUGUGCCGCCCCAAUAUUUGUCUUUAUUAGCCAAGACAUAGAAUACAAGAGUAGCAAGGUUAUGCUGGAACUGCGUAAAACACUAGUUAGGCAACGUCUGGAGUGCUCUGUGCAAUUCUGGUUAGCACAUUGUGGGGAGAAUGAAAUUGCACGAGAGAGAGGGUGGAGAGGAGAUUUACCAGUACUAUGCUUGGGUUGAAGUCUCUAGGCUAUGAGAGAAGAUUGGAUAGGCUGUGGUUGUUUUCCUCAGGAUAGUGAAGGUCGAGAGGGACCUGAUAGAGGUGUGUAAGAUUAUGAGAAGCAUUGAUAGGAUGGAUAAGAAGGCACUUUUCCAUUAGUAGAAGGGUCAAUAACCAGAGAGCAAAGGUUUGAGGUAAGAAGCAGAAAGUUAAGAAGAUAAAUCUUUUCAUCCAGAGGCUAAUAGGAAUCUGGAACCCACUGCCAGAAUCUGAAAAUCCCUACGGUGUAGAAGCAGGCCAUUCAGCCCAUCAAGUCCACACUGACACUCUGAAGAGUAUCCCACCCAGACCCACCCUAUCCUGUAACCCUGCAUUUCCCAAUGCUAACACAUCUAGCCUGCUCACUAUGGCAAUUUUGCAUGACCAUCUCUUUGGAUGAUGGGAGAAAUCCAGGCAGAUACAGGGAGAAUGUGUAAACUCCACACAGGCAGCCACCCAAGGCUGGGAUUGAAUCCAGGUCCCUGGCACUGUGAAAGAAUAUGUGAGCUAGAAACUCACAUAACAUUGAAGCAGUAUUUAGAAAUUCACUUGCAUCUCUUUAGCCCCCAGGGCUCUGAGCCAAGAGUUGAUAAAUGGAAUUAGAGUGGUGAGAUUUUUGUUGGCUGGUAUGAACAUAAUGGGCUGAAUGACAUCCUUUUGUGUUGUAAAUGUCUGUGCCAGCAGAAAUUUGCUGAAAGGAAACCGAUUGCAAUCAUGCCAGCUUUAGCCUGGAGAUUAGGGUGAGGGUUGAGCAUGUGUGAGGUUAUUGCUGAGACAAUAGGGAUGAUUCUUUCUUUCUGAUAGUUGGAAUAGAGCAAUUUGAAUAGUUAUUGUAUAAAACACUAGGAACAUAGGAGCAAGAAUAGGCCAUUCGGCCCCAUGGAUCCUGUUAUGCUAUUCAAUGACAUCAUGGCUGAUCGGUGCUUACUUUUGGCCCAUAUCCCUUAAUAUAUCAGUGUUAAUAUAUCAGCUGGAUAAAAAUACGUCUGUCUCAGACUUAAAAUGAACAACUGAUCCAGCAUUCACUACCAUUUAUGGAAGGGAGUUCCAAACAUCUAAAACCCUUUGUGAUUCAAAGUGCUUCCUAACAUCUCUCCUGAAUGGCGUGGCCCUAAUUUUCCGAACUCUCCCCCUAGUUGUAGAAUCCUCAACCACUUAAUGAAAUACUUUAUCUAUAUCUGUCUUUUCCUGUAAAUAUCUUGAAGACUUCAAUCAAAUCACCUUCUCUCAAAACAAGCCGAACUUGUAUAAUCUCUCUCCCUUUCCUUUUGCCAAAUACACCUUUAUGUUCUUUUGUUAAAAGUACAUUGAUGGGUCCCCUCGAAUAUGUACAGCAGCUGUCUGCCAUGGUAAAUGAAAAGAAAAAUAAAACUAACAAUAAACCAAGUCAAAUUUAA
Messenger RNA from Stegostoma tigrinum, 7562 nucleotides. RefSeq names its product leucine rich repeat containing 32 (gene lrrc32). Lineage: Eukaryota; Metazoa; Chordata; Chondrichthyes; Orectolobiformes; Stegostomatidae. Gene Ontology annotation, molecular function: protein binding. Gene Ontology annotation, cellular component: extracellular matrix. Bases 324 to 2300 code for a protein of 658 amino acids. The transcript is spliced from 5 exons. The record is from RefSeq and is a predicted model, not a curated record.